CCCGCCCGCCCGCCCUCUCCCUCGCUCCCUCCCUCCGCCGGCCGCUUUAGCCAGCCUGCAGCCCGCCAGCCCGCGAGCCGCAGAGGGCCGGAGCCUCGGACACGGCCGCCGCCGCCGCCGCCGCCUCCUGCCAUUGUUCGUCCGGCUGAAGCUGCGGCUGGCCCGCGAGCCCCGCGCCGGAGCCACGGAACGUCAUGACAACAGAGAAGAGUGUAGCGGCUGAAGCUGGGGGUUCUCAGCACCAUCAACAGAAGGAAGAGGGUGAGGGAGCCACAAACUCAGGACAAGAAACUCAGCUGGAGGAAGCUUCCCAACCGGCAGCUGAGGGCAGUAAUCAGUGUGAGCAGAAGCUGAAAGCAUCCAAUGGGGACACUCCGACACAUGAAGACUUGACCAAGAACAAGGAACGGACGUCAGAGAGCAGAGGCCUGUCACGACUGCUCUCCUCAUUCCUCAAAAGGCCCAAGUCUCAGGUUUCUGAAGAAGAAGGCAGAGAAGUAGAGUCAGAUAAAGAAAAAGGUGAAGGAGGCCAGAAGGAGGUAGAAUUUGGAACCAGCCUUGAUGAAGACGUCAUUUUAAAGGCCCCUAUUGCAGCUCCUGAACCUGAACUCAAAACAGACCCAUCUCUGGAUCUUCAUUCAUUAAGCAGUAUAGAAACACAGCCAGCUCAGGAAGAACAGCGAGAGGAUCCGGAUUCCGAAACAAAGGAAGGAGAAGGGAUUGAAGAGGGCUCCAGGGCAGGUGUGAGGGAGGAGCCCGAGUCAAAAGCAGAAAGAGAGCCCGAGGCUUCUUCGCAGAAGCCCAUCCGGAGACAUAGAGACAUGCACUGCAAGGUCUCCUUGUUGGAUGACGCAGUCUUUGAGUGUGUGGUGGAGAAACAUGCUAAGGGACAGGAUUUGCUUAAGCGAGUUUGUGAGCACCUCAAUCUGUUGGAAGAAGACUACUUUGGUUUAGCUAUUUGGGAUAGUGCAACCUCUAAGACAUGGCUGGAUUCUGCCAAAGAAAUAAAAAAACAGGUUCGAGGUGUUCCGUGGAAUUUCACAUUUAACGUGAAGUUUUAUCCACCUGACCCAGCACAGUUAACUGAAGACAUAACAAGAUACUACUUAUGUCUUCAGCUUCGGCAGGACAUCGUUGCUGGACGGCUGCCCUGUUCCUUUGCAACCUUAGCCCUCCUCGGCUCUUACACCAUCCAGUCUGAACUGGGAGACUAUGACCCAGAACUGCAUGGCGUGGAUUAUGUUAGUGAUUUUAAACUGGCCCCAAAUCAGACCAGGGAGCUUGAAGAGAAGGUCAUGGAAUUGCAUAAAUCCUACAGAUCCAUGACUCCAGCUCAGGCUGACUUGGAAUUUCUUGAGAAUGCCAAAAAGUUGUCUAUGUAUGGAGUUGAUCUUCACAAAGCAAAGGACUUGGAGGGAGUGGAUAUUAUCCUAGGAGUCUGCUCUAGUGGCCUUUUGGUUUACAAAGAUAAGUUGAGAAUUAACCGUUUUCCUUGGCCCAAAGUGCUAAAGAUUUCUUAUAAACGUAGCAGCUUUUUCAUCAAGAUCCGGCCUGGAGAGCAAGAACAAUAUGAAAGUACCAUUGGCUUCAAGCUUCCCAGUUACCGAGCAGCUAAGAAAUUAUGGAAAGUGUGUGUGGAGCAUCACACGUUUUUCAGACUCACUUCUACAGACACCAUUCCCAAAAGUAAAUUUCUUGCCCUGGGAUCUAAAUUUCGGUACAGUGGCCGGACUCAAGCACAGACCAGGCAAGCCAGUGCUCUGAUUGACAGGCCCGCCCCACACUUUGAGCGGACAGCAAGCAAACGGGCAUCCAGGAGCCUUGACGGAGCAGCAGCUGCUGAGUCCACAGACCGAAGUCCUCGGCCUACGUCCGCACCAGCCAUUGCUCAGAGUCAGGUCACGGAGGGGCCGGGUGUCAAAAAGACCCCGAAGGAGGCUGUGAAGGCUGAAGUGAAAGGGGAAGAAGAGCCAUCUGAGCAGGCUGAGCCUGAGCCCACAGAAGCGUGGAAGGUGGAAAAACCCCACACCGAGGUCACAGUACCUACCUCAAAUGGUGACCAAACACAGAAGCUUGCAGAAAAGCCUGAAGAUCUGAUAAGAAUGAGGAAGAAAAAGAGAGAGAGACUAGAUGGUGAAAACAUUUAUAUCAGACAUAGCAAUUUAAUGUUGGAGGAUUUAGACAAGAGUCAAGAAGAAAUCAAAAAGCAUCAUGCCAGCAUCAGUGAGCUGAAAAAGAACUUUAUGGAAUCGGUACCCGAACCACGACCUAGUGAGUGGGAUAAACGCUUAUCCACACACUCACCCUUCCGAACUCUUAACAUCAACGGGCAAGUCCCUACUGGAGAUGGAAGUGUAAAUGGCAUUCGCACAGAGGAGGUGGCUCUCGUGACAAAAGGGCCAUCCACCUACCCUGCCUCUGAAUGGGAGUGCCCCAAGCAGUCCGUAGUUCCUAGUCAGAGCCUGAUGACCUCCCCACCGACAUCUCCACAGAGCUUUGGUUCUGGCUUCCUCUCCACAAACAGCAAGGAGGCGGAAGAGAAGGAGCAGAGGGCAGCUGGCUAUCUUGAUGCUAAUGAGAUGCCAGCGGGCCCAAGUGGGGAGUGUUUAGGAGUGGAGGAACAGGCCAGUGCCUCAACUUUCUCAGUGACUCCAGCUUCCUGCCAGCUACAACAUGGUGGAAAAAGGGCAGACAGUAGUGAAGAGCCUGUUGCCUCAGCUGAGAGCCUUGAGACCCAGAGCGGAUCCUUUCUUGACUCUCGUGUGGGUAACCAGUUCCCCACACUCAUUCGAAGUUUCCAGCCUCCUCUGGUAAAGACUCAGACUGUCACCAUCUCAGAUACUGCCAAUGCUGUGAAAAGUGAAAUCCCAACCAAAGAUGUACCUAUUGUCCACACUGAGACCAAGACCAUCACCUAUGAGGCUGCCCAGACUGAGGACAGCAAUGGGGACUUAGACCCUGGAGUCUUGCUGACAGCUCAGACCAUCACAUCUGAGACCACAAGCAGUACAACCACAACUCAGAUCACCAAGACUGUAAAAGGUGGAAUUUCUGAGACCCGGAUUGAGAAGAGGAUUGUGAUCACGGGAGAUGCAGACAUUGACCACGAUCAGGUCCUUGUACAAGCCAUCAAGGAGGCCAAGGAACAGCACCCAGACAUGUCAGUGACCAAGGUGGUCGUCCACCAGGAGACCGAGAUCUCUGAGGAGUGAGCUCAGGGACUGUUCUGCCCAGUCCUCACCCUUCCCCAUCCAAGAGAAGCCAGCAUAUCAUAAAGAAGCCAGCCUGCAGCAGUCAGACUUCAGACUUUCAAGACUGUUCCACACCACAGAAAACCAACUUGAUUUUCUAUUUGGGAUUUCUAUUGAGACUCUUCUAGAUGCCACAGAUGUUUUCUAUAUUGUGAUACAGAAAUUGUCAACUUUUUGGUCUAUGAACUGUUUUUAAGACAUUUUGGGUUUUUUAUGGAGUGGUUGGUAACCCCUCAGCCUUGCCUCUCCUCACUCGUUUCCAACUCAGACCCUGACAGGAUCCACAGACUUCUUCAGAACCCCUCAGAGACCCUGUCAGCUGUAGAGGCCAGAGCCAGCUCAGUGGGACUUCCUGCUCCUCCUCCAGCUUCAUACCCUGGAUGACACAGAAACUAUGCACCAGUGAAUGUCAGGCAGGGCAGAUGCCCUGGUCACAGACCCCAGAAACAUGACCUCCCUUUGCAGGGUGUUUGGUGAGGCAGCGACCUCAGCUGAGCACAUGCUGUCUCCCCCCACACACACCCCCUUCUGUUUGGAGCUUUAGGUCAGAGACAUCAGUCGCUUCAGAUAGAGCACAUACUGUGAACAUUUGAAUGCAUCUGUGGCCUUCACCUCCCCAGCUACCCUCUCCCUCCAAAGAAACAGCAGCUUUCCCAAUUGUUCCCAGCUCCCUUCUCAGGAGACCGGAACUCUCGGAAAAACCAGGCACUUCCAAAAGUGCCAGUGGAACAUUUUUAGUUGUAACUUGAGGAAGAAAAGUUAAUGAGGUUUUAAAAAUCAGGUCUUGUUGUUCAGGGGUGCGCUUCACCCAAGGGAGUGGCGCCUUUACCUCAGAAGGAACUACUAAGAGUGCUUUCUGCCUCAGCCUGGGCCUCCUCUCUACCAGGCCUGGUAAGGGAUGUGGCUGAGGCAGAGGGUGUGCUCUGUGACCUUUCUUCUGGGGACAGGCAGCUGCCUGAGGGUGUUCUCCAGGAGCAAGGGUAUUCUUACCUCCUGGUGGUCAUCCCUGGUCAGGGUGGGUGUGAGCCAACUCUGUUCGCUCCUCCAUUGCCUGAGAAGUCUGUCAGGUUUGGGGGGCUUUGUUUUAUUGUGGGUUUUGGAUUUGGUUUCCGUUUUCCUUUUUUUUUUUUAAAUAUUGGUUUUGAAAAGGGAGCCUGAUGUCCCCAAUUGGUGGUGAGAAUUUGGGGACUCCCCCCUCCCCCCAAACAGGGCCUCUGUAAUCCUCCAGCCUACUUCCUACAAACGGAUCUGCCUGGAAGCUUCUUAGGUUCCUAAUUCUAGGCUAGGAAUGAACUUCAUGAGGGCUGACAGCGGGUCUCUGGCAGCAGCGGCUGAAGGGCAGUGAGCAUGUGUGAAGUCAGGAGCCUCUUGGCCACAUACUCUUCACACAAACUCAGCGACUUCGAACUGGUUUUGAGUGUGCAUUUUUCUUUUAGCUCCCAUGAGACUGUUACCAAUGGCAGCUUGCUCUAAGGAGGGCCAGGCUCCACUCCCAGAAGCAAACUUGCAGACUGUGGGGUUGAGCUGAGGAGACUGCUGGGGAGCAGGGUUAGCAAGAACUCCAGCUGCGGCCCAGGAGGAGGAAGAGAGGGGUGCCUGCCCAUCCAGCACUGCUCUGUCAGGAUCUCAGACUGGGUACCUGACCUCUGCUGCCUUUGUCUGGAAAUUGGACCAGAAUUCUGACAUCCCUCCAGGCCUUCCCCUCCCUCUUUUGCUGGUUCUGGCAACAGAUCUUGGGAGAUGGUAAUUGUUUGGAUUUUUUUUUCCUUUCUGCAGUUGGUGUGAAGAACAGACUCUGUCCAGGUAGAAGUCGUGAUGGGGGAGGGGAGCCCCAUCUCCAGGGUCAGGGACUUGGCAGGAAUUUUCCUAAAGUGACUCAGGCACACCACAGUAACAAACCCAACUGCAGUUUUAUUUUUACUUCAGAAGUAGAUUUCCUUCAAACCACAUGAGAUCUCUGCCACCCACCCACAAAGCAAGCCCUAUAUUCCUAAGCUGAGGGCCCAAGGAGGCUAACUCCAGGGACCCUCCCCCAGGCCAGCAGUGUAUUCUGGGGGAUGCUGAGCAGCUGGGGUUGGGGGGCCAUGGCCCACAUUGAGAAAUGGAGCUGGAGUUUCCGCCUAGCCAGCAGCCCCACUGCUCAUGAGAAAUAUAAGCCCCAGGCCGGUUGUUUUUAACAAAUCUCUCUCAGAUCUAUUAUUUUGAUGACAAAAAUGAAGGAGCUUUGUAAAUUUUUUAAAAAUUAUGAAUCAUAUCAAGUAGUUGUUUACAUUUGACAAAAUAUGGCAGCAGAGUCCAACUGAAAAACCCUUAGGUGAGUUAGGCAGUAAUCAGGCCUGCUGUCUGCACCCUUCAUAGUGACAGAUGUGGCUGUAGUAUUUUAGGUUAAGUGUUUGGUCUUGCUUCUUGUAUGGCAUUUUUCAAUAAACAUUAAAAAAAAUAAAAUAAAAAGACCUGACU
Molecule: messenger RNA, 5711 nt
Organism: Onychomys torridus (southern grasshopper mouse)
Lineage: Eukaryota; Metazoa; Chordata; Mammalia; Rodentia; Cricetidae
Gene: Epb41
Product: erythrocyte membrane protein band 4.1
Exons: 22
Coding region: 195-3212 (1005 amino acids)
Biological process (GO): cortical actin cytoskeleton organization
Cellular component (GO): plasma membrane; cytoskeleton
Molecular function (GO): actin binding; structural molecule activity
Source: RefSeq, a predicted model, not a curated record